GUCAGCGCGCCGCGCGGGGCGGACUCGGGCCGGCUAUAGGGGGCAGCGCGCGGCUCCGGGCGGCGCUGAGCGAGCCAGGCAGGCCCCAUGGCUGCCAGCCGGGCUUCCAACGGCCGCGCCACGCUCCCCGGCGGGGGGCUGAAGCGGGCGCGCAGCGAGCCGGGCGGCAGCCGCGUGACCGUGGUGCUGGGGGCGCAGUGGGGAGACGAAGGCAAAGGCAAGGUGGUUGACCUGCUGGCCACCGAGGCGGAUAUCGUCUGCCGGUGCCAGGGUGGGAAUAAUGCAGGCCACACUGUCGUCGUCGAUGGGAAGGAAUAUGAUUUUCAUCUCUUUCCUAGUGGCAUAAUUAAUACAAAGGCAAUUUCGUUCAUUGGUAAUGGGGUGGUUAUACAUUUACCAGGAUUGUUUGAAGAAGCUGAAAAAAAUGAAAAAAAAGGUUUAAAGGAGUGGGAAAAACGACUCAUCAUAUCAGACAGAGCACACAUUGUGUUUGACUUUCAUCAGGCAGUUGAUGGACUUCAAGAAGUGCAGCGUCAAGCGCAAGAGGGAAAAAAUAUUGGAACAACAAAGAAAGGAAUUGGACCAACGUAUUCUUCCAAAGCUGCAAGAACAGGCCUUCGUAUUUGUGACCUCCUUUCAGAUUUUGAUGAAUUUUCUUCAAGGUUCAAGAAUCUGGCACACCAGUACAAGUCAAUGUUUCCCACAUUGGAAAUAGACAUAGAAGGGCAACUGAAAAAACUAAAGGGAUAUGCUGAAAAAAUAAGACCAAUGGUCCGAGAUGGUGUUUAUUUUAUGUAUGAAGCUCUUCAUGGUUCCCCAAAGAAAAUUCUUAUUGAAGGUGCCAAUGCUGCACUACUUGACAUUGACUUUGGCACAUACCCAUUUGUGACUUCAUCAAACUGUACCGUGGGUGGUGUGUGCACCGGACUCGGUAUUCCUCCGCAGAAUAUUGGUGAAGUAUACGGUGUGGUGAAGGCAUACACUACGAGAGUGGGAAUUGGAGCCUUUCCCACUGAGCAGAUAAAUGAAAUUGGAGACCUCUUGCAGUCCCGAGGCCAUGAAUGGGGUGUAACCACAGGCAGAAAAAGGCGCUGUGGCUGGUUAGAUCUUGUGAUUUUGAGAUAUGCUCACAUGAUCAAUGGAUUCACUGCUCUGGCAUUAACAAAACUGGAUAUUCUGGAUGUCCUUGAUGAGAUUAAAAUUGGUAUUGCUUACAAACUAGCUGGAAAAAGAAUUCCAUAUUUUCCAGCUAAUCAGGAGAUACUGCAGAAGGUGGAAGUGGAGUAUGAAACAAUGCCAGGGUGGAAGACUGACACAACUGGAGCAAGGAAAUGGGAAGAUCUCCCAUCCAAAGCACAGAAUUAUAUUCGAUGUGUGGAAAACCAUGUUGGAGUGGCAGUAAAAUGGGUUGGAGUUGGAAAAUCAAGAGAGUCAAUGAUCCAGCUAUUUUAAACAAAGAAUUUUUGUGAUAAGAAGCCAAUGUAAUGUUCAUCUGUUUCUUACUACUUCUAAAUUAAAAUGGAAAUGCUGUUUAAAGCUAAAAUAUUAUUCUAGGAAACGAUUAGAAACAAAUAUAUAUAUUGUAAACUUUCUUUUAUCAGUAAAUGCAAAUUGUAAGUGAUAAAAAUCUGUUUGGUAGCCAUCAUCUUUUUAUCCUAUACACAUGUGCAAAAGCAUAAAGAAUUCAGUAAUUGAAUAAGAACAGGAAUGAAAAAAACAGUGUUUUUAUUUCUUUUUCUUCGACUUGAGCCAUGCCACUUUUAUGUCCAUAUGGAAUUAUUUCUUCAGGCUGAUAAUACUGACCAUUUUGCAGUAGCUACUGAGCAUUAGAAAAGUUGAAGGUGUGUUCUUCAAAGGAAAAUGUUACAGUUCCUGUUUCUGUAUGUUGGCUGCAGUACUACAUAUACAUUGCAUUUAAAAUUUUCCUGAUUAUGAAGACCCUCUCAAUCCCUAAAAUAAGUAAAAUUAGGUAAGCCUUUUGAUUACACAAAGCAAAGCAAAUUCAAUUAGCUUGAAGCCUGAGAUCUUUUUACAACCUGCUUUAAAAAAGGCAAAGGAGGUUGGGGAGAGAGAAACAACUAUGGUUGUAUCACAGAGUGAUGCAAGCCAGUAAUUGAGGUAACUUCUGGGGAUGAGCCAACCUGGAGAUAGCUGAGCUACCUAAGUAGUUCCUUCAGAUCUCCUGUUCACCUAGAGGCACCCCACAUGGAGGCUAUCAGAGGUGAUAUACUCCUCACUUGUGCAAAAUAAAGGAAAUCAGAGGAGUGAAGAAGAGCAAAAAGGGCCCUAAAGCCACAAAAGUGGUGGGGGUGGGAGGGAGUGGAGCCAAUGCAGCAUGAUGAACCUUCUCCCUGAAUUUGAGAUGUGUCUCCAUGCCAACACCAUACAUCUGGAGCUACCAGGUUUUGUGGAGCGUGGGUGGUGAGGCGCUGGAGAGCAGCAGCUGUAUGGUGGCAUGCUACCCUUUAAUCUGGUGGAUUUCCAAGCAUAAACCUAUGCAUGAUUUAAUGUUGCUACUUGCAGCCAUAACUCUCUUUCCCAGCUUUUGACCCCAUUCAGAAAAAUGUAGGCGGUGAAACCUGGUGCUAAAGGAGGGAACAUAUGGCAGCAGGUCUGAUGGGAGUGCUGAACUGUUGCAGCAAGGAAGGUGCAGCAGGGGUUCCAAAAUUUCCAGGGAUGGAUCUGGAUUUCCUCAUGGAUCCUCUGGUUGUGCAUGGUUAGAAGGCUGUGCUCUUUGCCUCCUGUGCAUGGCCCAAGCCCCUCUGUUAGAGGGGAGAAUGCUGCAGUAAUUGAAUUAUUCCAAAAGUUGUGGAAUUUUCAGAGCACGUUGACUUUUGGUGGUACCCUUUAGUACAGAAUAGGGAAAAAUAAGACCUGUCCAUGGACCUCUGAACACUUCCAGAUUCAGUUACCCCACAUUGUCCCAUUCCUAACAAUUAUCUAGGUAUAUUUUAACAUUUAUGGUCUGUUGUAUUUUUUUAAAGUAAAUAUUAUAUAGGAACAGCUGCAGCAUACAUAAAGAAGUAGUCAAGCCACGUAUAUUAUUGUAUAAAGAUGCAUUGGGGCUUGUGGUACAGUCCCUCUGAACCUUCCUGUGGCAGCAAUACAGUCUCUUUAUACCCCCAUCCAGCACAGCCUGUGGCUUUGUGGAUAGGUACUGGGUUUGUAAAAUUUUGGAGGGAGCCAGAAGUCAGAGGAUAAAAGCCUUCGAUGGGGGACUGAGGAGCAGAGCUGCCUACACUUAGUAAGGCAAGACGUGGCACGGCAUAACAGGGGCAGCUGGGCCACAUUUGAGUAUGAUGGUGAGUAUCUUCACUAAAUCUCAAUGCCACUCAAAUUUGGCCAACACGCCACCCUUAGCAAAAUUCUGGUCAUGUCUCUGGCUGGUGCCGGGGCUGGGCCUACUUUCCCCAUGAUUCCUUAUAACCUGGCACCUAUGGCUUUAUACCACCGUCCAGUCCUUUAUGUCCUGUGAUUUAAGCACAAGAGCUCCUCUGAGUCCUAACUCUGACUUCUUCAGUGGCCUGUGGCAAGUCAUUAAACUUGUUUGCCACAGUUUUGCCAUUGGUAAAAUGGCAGAUAAUAACACUUACUUACCUACCUCAUAUAGAUUUUUUUGAGGAUUAAUUAUGAUUGGGUCAAAUCCUGUGGUACUUACUCUUCUCUUUUGUUAGGCAAAACCCCCUUUGAUAGUUGGUGUUCUGCCAGUGUAAGGACUGUAGGAUUCAGACCUUAUGUAAUGUCUGUAAAGUGCUUUUGAAAAGUGUUCUGUAAGUGCUAAGUAUUAUGAGAAAUGUAAAAUGUAGCUCAUUUUAUUAGUUUAAGCACAAGCACUCUUGGCAAUGCACAGCUAAUCAAGUUUCAUUUCCAAUGGAGUUCCAAGUUUCAUUUCUCAUGUAAGUCAUCUAUGAGAUGGUUCAGAUUGAUUCUUUCUCUCAGCUCAUUGUCUUCAGCACAUUUUCAUUAGUGCAAAGCCAUUUUAUUUGGGUUUUGUUCAGUUUCAUAGGAUUAGGACCACAGUAACAGUUACUCACAAUGUGCCCACAGCUGUCAGGUUAAAUAAGCAACCCUAAAUAAAUCAUUUUUGUACAUUAAAAAUGAAGUUGUUGUAAAUGUAUUAUUGUCACAGGAUGAAUGUCUCUUGCUUUAUCUAGAUCUUUAUUUUCUAUAAAAUGCCUUUCUAUUUUGCCUUUGCUUUAGGACCUCAUCCAAGCUCACUCAUGCCCUUAAUUUUAACCACAUCAGCAGACUGUUAUCCUGUGACACUUAUGUUUCCUUGUUGUCUCUUUAAUUUAAUUGCAUAGAUUU
Pelodiscus sinensis (Chinese soft-shelled turtle) is the source of this 4308-nucleotide messenger RNA. It is a transcript of the gene ADSS1, whose product is annotated as adenylosuccinate synthase 1. The record is from RefSeq and is a predicted model, not a curated record. NCBI's taxonomy places the organism in Eukaryota, Metazoa, Chordata, Testudines, Trionychidae. Gene Ontology annotation, molecular function: GTP binding; adenylosuccinate synthase activity. Gene Ontology annotation, cellular component: cytoplasm. Gene Ontology annotation, biological process: IMP metabolic process; 'de novo' AMP biosynthetic process.